GCGCUCGCUCCCCGGCUAUUUCUUCGCCUGCUCCGCCCUCCCUGGAGAACCGAAGGCGCUGCCGUUGCAAAAAUCAAUAGCCGGAGCAUCAAAGUGAUGUGAAAUAACCUGGUGACCAAGAUGACUCUUCUACCAGGAGAAAAUUCGGACUAUGAUUACAGUGCUCUGAGCUGUGCUUCAGAUGCCUCCUUCAACCACCCUUUCUUUGCUGAAACAGAAACUCUCAAAGGAGUCUUUUACCAAAGAGCCAAACUCAUUCGCCCUGGGGAAGAACUCUAUGAAAGCAUUCACCCAGAGGACCGAAAGCGCCACAUCAUCAUAAAUGUGGGUGGCUUUAAAUACUUACUCCCAUGGACCACUCUUGAUGAGUUCCCCAUGACCCGCUUGGGACAGCUAAAAUUUUGCAACAACUUCGAUGACAUCCUCAACAUUUGCGACGAUUACGACGUGACCUGCAAUGAGUUCUUUUUUGAUCGCAACCCGGGGGCGUUUAGGACCAUCUUGACUUUCCUGCGGGCAGGGAAGCUCAGGCUCUUGAGAGAGAUGUGUGCUCUUUCAUUUCAAGAGGAGCUGCUUUACUGGGGCAUUGAGGAAGACAACUUGGAAUGGUGCUGCAAGAGGAGGUACCUGCAGAAGAUGGAGGAACUUGCAGAAUUGAAUGACACAGAGGAUGAGUUCGUUGACAGUGAAAACCAGUGCGAAGCGGUGGCGGAAACAAAAGCCGGCCUUUGCAUGAAGAAGUUACAAGAUAUGGUGGAAAAGCCUCAGUCUGGGAUUCCUGGGAAGGUGUUUGCCUGUUUAUCUGUGCUGUUUGUGACCAUCACGGCAGUCAACCUCUCUAUCAGCACCAUGCCUGGCUUAAGAGAGGAAGAGGAGAGAGGCGAAUGUUCUCAGAUGUGCUACAACAUUUUCAUUGUGGAAUCUGUCUGCGUAGGAUGGUUUUCUUUGGAGUUCCUGUUGAGGUUCAUCCAAGCCCCGAACAAGUUUGUGUUCCUGAGGUAUCCAUUAACCAUGAUAGAUAUCAUUGCCAUUCUGCCCUAUUACAUCACUUUGUUGCUGGAUACUGCUUCGGUAAGCAGUAAUAAAAAGCCAACCUCCGGCAACAUCUACCUGGACAAGGUAGGCCUGGUUCUCCGCAUACUCCGUGCCUUGAGGAUCCUCUAUGUUAUGCGGCUUGCCAGGCACUCGCUGGGCCUGCAGACUUUGGGGCUCACGGCUCGUAGGUGCACCCGCGAGUUUGGGCUCUUGUUGCUUUUCCUCUGCGUAGCCAUUGCACUGUUUGCACCCCUCUUGUAUGUGAUCGAAAAUGAAAUGGCAAACUCCCAGGAGUUCACUAGCAUCCCUGCUUCCUAUUGGUGGGCAGUGAUCACCAUGACAACAGUGGGCUACGGAGACAUGGUACCCAGAAGCAUCCCAGGCCAGGUGGUGGCACUCAGCAGCAUCCUCAGUGGAAUCCUUCUCAUGGCCUUUCCUGUCACGUCCAUCUUCCACACAUUUUCCCGCUCGUACAUUGAGCUGAAGCAAGAGCAGGAAAGAAUUAUGUACAGGAGGGCACAAUUCUUAAUGAAAACAAAGUCCAAGUUAAGCAACGCGUCACCAGGGAGUGACAUAUUUCCGAGUAUCUCUUCAGAGACCAGGAACAACGACUGAAACGGAAGUUUCCAUGUCUGCCUGUUGCUGAGCAAACAGUAACGGAUGUCAUCUUGGCAUUUGCUUCUGGAGGCUUUUGGGAGUUGUAUUGUACAAAUAACAUGCAAAAGGGCUUUUAGCCAUUAUGACAGUGGGGACUUAUUCAUCAUUAUGCGUGUUUGCAUUAUUAUUAGGGUGGAGGAUAAGAUUGUUGCUUUUCAGCACAGUCUAGACACAAGGUCAUGUAGUGAGGUUUUAAAAAACAAACAGAUAUCAUUAACCAA
Molecule: messenger RNA, 1913 nt
Organism: Elgaria multicarinata webbii
Lineage: Eukaryota; Metazoa; Chordata; Lepidosauria; Squamata; Anguidae
Gene: KCNG1
Product: potassium voltage-gated channel modifier subfamily G member 1
Exons: 3
Coding region: 121-1650 (509 amino acids)
Biological process (GO): potassium ion transmembrane transport; regulation of delayed rectifier potassium channel activity; protein homooligomerization
Cellular component (GO): voltage-gated potassium channel complex; membrane
Molecular function (GO): delayed rectifier potassium channel activity; protein binding
Source: RefSeq, a predicted model, not a curated record